This is a messenger RNA of Octopus bimaculoides (California two-spot octopus), 4904 nucleotides long. Its product is annotated as protocadherin-17. Lineage: Eukaryota; Metazoa; Mollusca; Cephalopoda; Octopoda; Octopodidae. Gene Ontology annotation, cellular component: plasma membrane. Gene Ontology annotation, molecular function: calcium ion binding. The record is from RefSeq and is a predicted model, not a curated record. Gene Ontology annotation, biological process: homophilic cell-cell adhesion.
CACACACAUCUACAUCACAAAAUAAACUGACACAUUCACAAUCAUAGCUAUGACUAUAAUAUAUCACGUACACUUCGCAAAACAAGAAUAACAUUCGUACACAGACCCAUACUAACAAACAAACAAAAAAACCUGAAAAGAAAAGGGUGACAUAGAUAGAUACAUCGAUAGAUUAAUGGACAGAUAGACAGAAAGAGAGAAAGAGAGCGACAAUGAGAGAGGAUAUAUGUACAGCCAGAGACAGAGAAAAACUGGUGCUAGGAAAGAGAGGAGCAGCGAGUGAUAUUGCUGUUCAAUAGACAGAAAGAAGGAGGGGGACAAGCAAGGCAAGAGAGUAAAUGAUUGGAAGCGAAUAUUCCUCACAUAAACUAAAAGACUGUCAGUUGAUCGUGGAAGUCUUUAGUGAGGAACACCUUAUUUCUUUAAAGAGAACACAGAAUAAUCAGCUGUGUUUAUGACCCCAUACUCAAUUACACUGCUUCAGAUGGAAGAAAGCCCAUUAUUGAACCAACAGUGGAUUAUCAGUAAAUCUUGAGCUCUAUGCAAACUCUACAUGGAAACAAUCAAUUAUAUACCUUUGAGGAUAUUCCUUUAUAACACAGAGGAAAUAUGCAGCUAAAUUUUGGCAUUUGCUUGUUAUACUUACACUACUGCCUGUGUAUAGACUUUACAUAUUAUGUGAAAGAAGGAGAAGAAGAAGGGACUUACCUUGGGGAUAUUGCUGUAGAUAUGCAUUUAUAUGAUAGCAAUUUACUGACUGACCGAAGUAAGGUAACUUUCAGUCAAUUUCAACGCAGUGUCACUCAAAAUUCUCAAUUAUUCAAUGUCACAAAAUCAGGAAAAAUAUAUACUGCUCAGACACUUGAUAGUGAUACACUUUGUUCAUAUAAUCAAGAAUGUUUCAAAACCAUAAAAAUUGCCAUUCAACAAGCAAAAGCAUUUAUAAAGAUUUUAAAAGUGCGUGUUGUUAUUCAAGACAUCAAUGAUCACCAACCAAAAUUUAAAGAUGAAGAGAUUAACAUUCAGUUUUCAGAAGAUGCUAGCAUUGGAGUGCGACGAUCAAUCCCAAAUGCAAUUGACAGAGAUGUUGGGCUCCAGAAUUCUCAAAUAAGCUACCACCUUGGAAAUAAUAUAGAUAAUCCAUUUGCAUUAUCGACUUCCAAAAGUGUCGAUGGAAUAUCAGAACUUUCAAUUUUCUUAAAAGAAAAAUUAGACAGAGAAAAGCAAGAUAAAUAUGUUCUUGAGAUUGUAGCUAAAGAUGGUGGUUUACCACCCAAAGAAAGUGUUUUAAUUGUCAAAGUAACAGUUACUGAUGUUAAUGACAAUACUCCAGUUUUUUUACGAAAGGUUUAUAACAUUACCACCAAGAACAAAGCAAGCAGAAUGAUGCCAAUUAUUACAUUAACAGCAACUGAUUUAGACUCAGGUGAUAAUGGUAAGGUUUCUUAUCAUUUCAGUUCAAAGACUGCUGCAUCAACUAAAAGUCAUUUCAUGCUAAAUGAAAGAACUGGUGAGAUCUACUUGCAGCAAAUUUUCCCACUAAGAAAUAAACUCCUCAAUGAAUUAUAUGUGCGAGCAACUGACAAAGGAAAACCACCAUUGAGCUCAGCUGCUCUGGUUCUUGUAAAUAUUAUCAACCAACAAAACAAUUAUCCAAGUAUUGAUGUCAAUUUUGUGUCUCCCGUUAGUGAGAGCUCAGCAACUAUCUCAGAAGAUACUGAUGUUGGUAGCUUCAUUGCAUAUGUCAUGGUCACUGAUAAUGACAUUGGACUUAAUGGUGAGGUAACCUGUGAACUUCACCAUGAUAAAUUUCAGCUUUUAAUGUUGGAAUCAAAAGAAUACAAAGUAAAUUUAAAGGAUCCAGUUGAUAGGGAAGUUCAGGACCACUACGAUAUAACUAUUUCCUGUGAGGAUCAAGGUUCUCCUUCAUUACAAACUAAAAGAAAAUUCUCUAUCCAAGUCAUGGAUGUCAAUGAUGUACAACCAAAAUUCACGAAAUCAACAUUCAAGUUUUUGACUUAUGAAAAUAAAAAAGCUAAUUUUCCCAUUGGUUUUAUCAAUGCUACUGAUCCCGAUUUAGGACAAGGAGGUCAACUGACCUAUUCCCUUUUGACCAAUAAUAAAUAUAAUUUUCCUUUCCAGAUCACAAAUUAUGGAUUUAUUUCUACAAGAAAACCAUUGGAUCAUGAAAUUAAAAACAUUUACAAAUUCCAAGUUUUUGUCAAAGACAAUGGUAAACCUUCUUUUAAUAACACAGCAAAUGUUUUCAUCGAAGUAAUGGACGAGAAUGACAAUGCCCCGUACUUUUCUUUUCCCAGUGUUAACCCUUUUAGUCUUGAUGUCCAUUAUUAUCCCAACAAAAAAACUAAUAUCACAGUUCUGAAAGCCUUUGACAGAGACAGCCGGACAAAUGCUUUUCUCAAAUAUGAAAUACUCAGAGGCAAUGACAAACAUUUGUUUAGUGUGAAUCCUUACACUGGAGUUUUAUCUUUUUCUCGUCCAGUUUACCAAGAUGAUGUUGGAUCUUAUAAUUUAGAAUUUAUUGUCAAAGAUAGUGGAACACCAGUCUUAUCUGCAAUGACAACAGUGACUUUGACGCUGACUGUCAGCAAUAAGACUUCUAGGAUUAUGCCUGCCAUAAACAAAAAUUUGAAUGAAAUGGUUGAAGUAGAUUUUGCAAUAGUAAUAGUGUUAGUGGCCAUGAUUGUAUCUAUAGCUGUAGUGGUGUCUAUAGCAACAUGCAUAAUACGAUGUAAUAGAGCGAGAAAUGCAGCACAAGGAGGAGGAGUUGAAGUAAUGAAUCCCUCAUUGAACUCUCGCAGUGAAAGAAGACAAUUGAUCAACCAAACGGAUAGUUCUGUUGUCAUUCCCAAAAGUCCCAGUGAAAUGAGAAACAGGAAUAUUCAGUUGGUAGGAUUAAGGAGUCAACUCUAUUCUGAUGAUGUCUCUCAGAAUGACUGGAAAACUUCGACCUUAGCCACAAAGCUACCAAGUACCAAGCAGCCAAGGGAAGCACAUGCCUGUAUGCAAUAGACUUGAAGAAUGAAGAUGGCCAUAGCACUUACAGAAAAUACUUUAAAAAGAGAAAGGGAAUGAAAAAAGAAAAAUAUCAAACCCUUAAGUACUUUCUCACAGAGUUGGUGGCACUCGUUAAACUGCAAUAUAGAGAAAGGAUACCCACUCAAUAAGAUAGAAGAGGAUAAGGUAGUGGAAUCAAGUGAAAUGGGUUGGUCAGUUUUAAUGAUGUACAAAAUUAUCAUAAAAAGAACAGAUGGAUGAGAUAAUUUCUCAUAAAGAUGAUGAAAUUUUUAAUUGUAAAGGACUCAUAAUCACCCCCUCUUCCUCAUUCCCCCUUUUUCUUGUUUCUAUAUCUCAAUCUACAAAUCAAUUUGUAUUUUUGAUCUUGCAAGUGGGGCCAACCUAACUCAGGAACCCUGUAACAUGCCAUGGAUAGGGUUAAGGCCUGGUUUCCAAAACCAUUUUCUAGAGUGAAUCUGCAUGUAACAUCUUCAGGAUCAUUCUAGCCAAAAACAUCCUCUCUGGCUCCAGUAAACAUCCUCAAACUAGAGCCAUUGGUUUUGUAGGCUGACUUGGUGGCCAUGGUCUGCUGUAUUGAAUUCAGACAAAAAUAUUUCAAAUGAAACUGCCAAUGUAUAUCCGAGUUGUAUUUAUUUCCUCUGCUUCAAUGGAAACUAAAACAUGUCCUAUCUUCCAGUGUUAUCACAGUUAAUUAAUUAUUUUACAAUUCAUUUUUCCACUAUCAUUGUAUUUAAUUUUUUCACAUAUUAUCUAUUGGGAGGAGAUAAUUUUUUAACUAAUCUCAAUAUGAAUGCAUACAUACACAUACAAAUGCACUCAUACACAAAUUCAACAAACAAACAUGCACAAUUAUAUGCACUCACAUACAAACAUGUAUACACACAUACAUACAAAACUAAUAUGUCCUUGAUAAUCUGUUUGAUUUAGUUCCAUUAAAAUAUCAAAAUGAUGUAAAAAUUAUGAACAAUAGAAUUUAUGAUAAAUGAAUAUUGCUGCAAAAUUUUAUUAACAUUGUUACCAUGUCAGAAGGUCAUAUUUAGUUAUUCUUUUAUUGUUUUAAUUCUUUUAAAUGUUUCAGUCAUUUGACUGCAGUCAUGCUGAAGGGUUUUAGUUGAACAAAUCGACCCCAGGACUUAUUUGUUUUUAAAGCCUAGUACUUAUUCUAUCAGACUCUUUUGUCGAACUGCUAGGUUAUGGGGACGUAAACACACCAACACUGGCUGUCAAGCAGUGAUGAGUGGACAAAUACAGACACAAAGACACACACACACAUAGAUAAAUACAUACAUACAUGUGUGUGUAUGUGUGUAUGUGUGUGUGUGUGUGUGUAUAUAUGUGUGUGUGUCUGUAUAUAUAUAUAUAUAUAUAUACACACACACACACAAACGAUGGGCUUCUUUCAUUUUCUGUCUACCAAAUCCACUCACAAGGCUUUGGUCAGCCAGAAGCUAUAGUACAAGACACUUGCCCAAGGUGCCACACAUUGCGACUGAACCCAGAACCAUGUGGUUGGGAAGCAAACUUCUUACCACACAACCACAUUGUCUUUGAUAAUUUACCAUACUUCUGCUACAGCAGUGUAGUUGAAUUUAUCUUUCUGCUUACCUGAAACCUAGCAUUAUUCUGUAUAAUGUUAUUACCUAGAUAUAUGUACAGCAAGUAGCUGUGACAGCUGGAGGGAAAGGAGUUCAAGAGAGCACUUGUAUGGUUCCACACAAGCAGAGUGACAGAAUCGCAACUCAUCUAGGCUCUCAUCAUAAAUGGAGCGAUGGACAAACCGGACUGUAUGAAGAGAUAGCAGGUAUGCUCUAAGAUGUUCAUUGUCAGAAAAGUGUACAAUAAAUAUUUUCACUUCAAUAGAAAAA